Molecule: messenger RNA, 1285 nt
Organism: Onychostoma macrolepis
Lineage: Eukaryota; Metazoa; Chordata; Actinopteri; Cypriniformes; Cyprinidae
Exons: 6
Coding region: 110-967 (285 amino acids)
Source: RefSeq, a predicted model, not a curated record
UGUUCUGUGAAGACGCUUGUCUCGAUGAGAUCCUGAACACAGAUGAUCUGAAGCAGCGUCACACUCUUCUGCUGGGAUCGAGCUCUUCUGGAAACUGGACUUUAGAGAAAUGAUGCUCAUCUUUGGACUGAUGCUGCUGCUGCAAACUGCUGCAUGUCUGGAUCAGUUCUGCAGGUUUGGUCAGUCUGAUCCCUGUUACGCAGCUCUGGGACACAAACUCAAUCUGCUGAUGGUGCUGAACACUAGUAAAUAUGACCUGAAGAUAAUAAAGAGAAUAAACAACACAAAAGAUGAUCCAGUUUGUAGAGUAAAGUAUGGCAGGAUGAGGAUGAGUGAAUGUGAUCUUUAUAAUAACAGACCUGAAGUGACAGUCAUUAAUGGGACUCUGAUAAUAAACCGUGUGAUCAGAGCAGAUUCAGGGAAUUACACAUUAACACUCGAUCGCUCAGACGGCACAGUAACAUCUGGAGAUCUUCAAGUGAUUGUUGAAGCUCCUAUUGGCUCAGUGGAAGUGUCAAGCAUCUGCUCCUCCAGUGGGGUGAUGAGGGUGUUCUGCUCCUCUGAGGGGGAUCAGCUCCUCUACAGCUGGACUCUGAAUGGAGAUCCACUGAUGGAUGGAAACAGCAGCAUUGAUCUGGAUGAGGGAACUGAUGGAAACAUCAGCUGCAGCGUGAAGAACCACGUCAGUCACGCACAGAAGACCAUUAGAGCCAAACCCUGUCCUGGAGCAAAUACUGCCACUGUGACCUCUAGUGUGACCUCUGCAGUGACCAGCAGCACACAGACAUCAGAAUGUGUGUCUGUGGUGUUUGUGCUGGUCUGGUGUUUCCAGCUGAUGGUUCUGUUGGGUCUGUUAGGAGCUUUUCACAUCUACAUGAGACACACGUCAGGAGAGAAACAGGAAGAUCAGAAAGUGAGGAAGAGAAGAUUUAGAGAAGGACAUGAACACACAGCAGAAGAUUCAUGAGAGCAGCAGCAGAUCAUCACAUCUAUGAGAAAUGACUUCAUAAUCUCACAGAUUCUCACAUUAAUCCAGCUUUUACCUGUCGACUGCAGAUCUUAUAAUAUAAAACCAAGAAAUUAAUUAAAACCAGGAGAUAUUAAUUAAACCAGAUUUUCUAUAGUUUUAGUAAUGAAGAUUAUUUUCUGGACGUUUGUCUUUUGUAACAGUUUAAUUGCUUAUAUUACUUAUUUGUCUUCACGCUUUGACUGAACUAGCAGUGCUUUUAUAUCAUUAGAUGAAACCCCUUCUGAUCAUCACUGAUAAAACUGUUAUUUCUCUGAA